Molecule: messenger RNA, 336 nt
Organism: Adineta ricciae
Lineage: Eukaryota; Metazoa; Rotifera; Eurotatoria; Adinetida; Adinetidae
Source: the annotation of a GenBank genome assembly
AUGGCAUCAAUCAAUAAUUCAGCGUCGGGUUCCGACAACAUUAAUCAAUGCAAUACAAACAACGCAUCCGAACCAAUGGAUAUAAGUAACACUAUGGCGUCUUCAAUCCGAAAGGAACAACUGGCAAAUCGACUUCCAAUAAUAACACCAACUCCAAGUGUGCCAUCACCAAGAACACCAAGAGCAAUACCAAGAGAUCCCGAUCCAAAACGGCGAUGUCUAGAAGUUACGUUCAAAUUAUCAGACUCAGGAUUAUCUAAUUCGUUACCCAACAUUUCACUAUUAUCGAAAUGUGUCAAGAAUAUGUCGAUCGAAAAUGAAUCUGAUCAGAAAUAA